Molecule: messenger RNA, 555 nt
Organism: Priapulus caudatus
Lineage: Eukaryota; Metazoa; Priapulida; Priapulimorpha; Priapulimorphida; Priapulidae
Product: E3 ubiquitin-protein ligase Bre1-like
Exons: 5
Coding region: 1-555 (184 amino acids)
Cellular component (GO): nucleus; HULC complex
Molecular function (GO): ubiquitin protein ligase activity
Source: RefSeq, a predicted model, not a curated record
AUGCAUCCGAUACGAUACAUUAUGGCGGAGUCCGUCAGAGUCAGACAUUUGGAGGCUCAGGAGGAGAUGGACCUUAAAGUUCUGCAAUUCCAAAACAAGAAGCUGGCCCAGCGGCUAGAGCAGCGGCGUCGGAUAGAGGAGGAUCUGAGAAACAGGAUCGAGCAGCUGGAGAAACGGCAGACGACAGACGACGCCGUCAUGUGCAUCGUCAACAGAUACUGGAAUCAGUUGGACGAGGACAUGCGCGUUGUGCUGCAGCGAUUCGACUGGGAGGUAGCUGAUGAGAGUGAAGACAAAGAUGAGAGCGAGGAGCUGACGUCGUUUCUCGAGUCGCUGUCGACGUGGGACCGCAACGAGCUCGACCAGAAGCUGACGCAGCGCGUGCAGUUCUCCGAGCGCGCCGUCGGCAAGGUGAUGCAGUGCUUCGACCGGCAGCUGCAGCGAUACGAGAAGCUCGUCAAGACGCUGCGGGGAAGCAGCGAGUCGUCACCAGCCGACAUCAAGCUCAAGGAAGGUGAGCCGCUGUUGUCUUUGUUGUUGUUGCCAGGGCGAUGA